AUGACCUCUCGGGAGCAGCUGGUGCAGCACGUGCUGCAGGAGCUGCAGGAGGCGGUGGAGUCAGAGGGCCUGGAGGGUCUCAUCGGUGCCGCUCUGGAGGCCAAGCAGGUCCUAUCCUCCUUCGCUCUCCCCACCCGCCGUGGGGGAGGCCCCGGCCCCCAGGUGCUGGAGGUGGACUCGGUGGCCCUGAGCCUGUAUCCGGAGGAUGCGCCCCGGAACAUGCUGCCGCUGGUGUGCCAGGGCGAGGGCAGCCUGCUCUUCGAGGCGGCCAGCCUGCUGCUGUGGGGCGACGCGGGCCUCAGCCUGGAGCUGCGGGCGCGCACGGUGGUGGAGAUGCUGCUGCACCGCCACUACUACCUCCAGGGCAUGAUCGACUCCAAGGUGAUGCUGCAGGCCGUGCGCUACUCCCUGCGCUCCGAGGAGUCCCCGGAGAUGACCAGCCUACCAUCCGCCACGCUCGAGGCCAUCUUCGACGCGGACGUCAAGGCCACCUGCUUUCCCAGCAGCUUCUCCAACGUGUGGCACUUGUACGCCCUCGCCUCGGUGGUCCAGCGCAACAUCUACUCCAUCUACCCGCUGCGCAACCUCAAGAUCCGGCCGUACUUUAACCGUGUCAUCCGCCCGCGCCGCUGCGACCACACGCCCGCCACGCUGCACAUCAUGUGGGCGGGCCAGCCGCUCAGCGGCCACCUCUUCCGCCACCAGUACUUUGCGCCCGUGGUGGGGCUGGAGGAGGUGGAGGCCGAGAGUGCCCACCCCGGCCCGGCCCCACUGCCCCCGCCCGCCAAGACCCUGGAGCUGCUCAAUCGCGAGCCCGGCCUCAGCUACUCGCACCUGGGAGAGCGCUCCAGCGUCACCAAGAGCACCUUCUACCGCUGGCGGCGGCAGUCCCAGGAGCAUCGGCAGAAGGUGGCCACCCGCUUCUCCGCCAAGCACUUCCUGCAGGACAGCUUCCACCGCGGGGGCGUCGUGCCGCUGCAGCAGUUCCUGCAGAGAUUCCCCGAGAUCUCCCGCUCCACCUAUUAA
Odocoileus virginianus texanus is the source of this 1026-nucleotide messenger RNA. The record is from RefSeq and is a predicted model, not a curated record. Lineage: Eukaryota; Metazoa; Chordata; Mammalia; Artiodactyla; Cervidae.